This is a messenger RNA of Linum trigynum, 6468 nucleotides long. The record is from the annotation of a GenBank genome assembly. Lineage: Eukaryota; Viridiplantae; Streptophyta; Magnoliopsida; Malpighiales; Linaceae.
AAUAUGGCAUCAAGGAAUCCUGGUAUGGCGUCAGCUGGAGGUGCUCUUCGAGAUAGUAAUGGCGAUUGGAUUGGAGGUUUUUGCUGCAAAAUAGGGAAUGGUACAACCAUCGUAGCUGAACUCUGGGGAAUCUACCAACGACUCCUUUAUGUGUGGAGGGAGAGAGUUUGUAUGUUAAUCCUGUAAACCGACUCCAAGUUGGAUAUUGAUUUGAUCAAAUACAAGGAAUAUCCAGUUCAUCCCCAUGCCACACUGCUAAGUGCUAUUCGUAAAACGUUAACGCAAGACUGGAUAGUUCAGAUAGUCCAUACGUACCGUACGUGAAGAAAAUAGAGUCGCAGAUUGGCUCUCGAAGCACAGUCUCGUCUAUCCCUUUGGUACGUAUGAGCUAACCGAACUUCCAUCUGAUAUCAAUCGGAUUCUCCGGGAGGACAUGCUUGGGCUUAGCUUCCCUCGUCGGGUACUCAUACCCCAACACUGAGGUCUCUUCUGAGAGGUGUUCGAGCACUUUGUUUACUACUCUAGCAUCCUAUUUUUAGCCCAUUUGUUUUCAGGAUAGCCAGAGCUUUCACCCCGACCUGAGGUGGUGAUCACUAGGGAUGUCAAUGGGUCGGGUUGGGGCGGGUUUUGUCAAACCCAAACCCAAACCCAUGGGUUUAUCCGGAAAAAAAAACCGGGGUAAAACCCGUUGGGUUUGAAAAACUCAAACCCAACCCAACCCGCUGGGUAUCCGUGGGUUCAUGGGUACCCGUGGGUUUUUGUGGUAAAAAAUUUACAAUAACAAGUUUAUUUCAAAAUAAAAGUUUAACAUCAAUUUUCUCAUACAAAUUAAUCAUACAAAAAAACACUAAUCUAGAGCAUACAAGCAAACCGCAAAUGAUCAAUACAAAUUGUUCAAAAUUAAAGAUAAACAUCUAUAAACAAAAGAUUAAUUGAAAACUUCUUCCUCGUCAACUAAGUUUCUUCACUCUCCACUUCAUAAUAUCAACUUCAUUCUAAACAAUUAGAAAGAACAAAUUAUACAUGUCUCCAUAAACAUAAAAAAUAUUAAUUGUUUAAGAAAAAUAUAUUAUUUAGAAUAUUAAAUAUACCGGGAAAAUAAUUAUAUGUGUGUGGGCGGGUACCCAUGGAUCGGGUUUACCUAAACCCAAACCCAACCCGACCCGGUGAAUAGUGUAACGGGUUUAAACCCGAACCCGGCCCAAAACCCGUCAACACGGAUUUUACCCGCGUUAACCGGAUUGGGUCGGGUGGGUACCCGCGGAUUCGGGUUUUGUUGCCAUCCCUGGUGAUCACUCCCUAUGUUUUGUUCAUUGGCUUAAUGCCUCCCCGUUAAAAAAACGAUUAAAAAGUCAUGUCAUACCGAAUAAGUCUAUAACAAUAGUGUAUUUUAUGGAGCAAUGUGGUUCAACUAUUUUAUACCAAUAAAAUAUUAUUUUUAAAAUAAAAUAAAAUAUAUUAGUUAAAUACCGUAAAAAAAUGCUAUUGUAUUGGAAAAAUCGCAGAAUUACACAUGACAUCAAAGAGUCAAAUAAUGAAUAAUUGAAUUGGAGAAACUAAGGAAAAAAAGAUACAUAAAGUAAAAUUCACAAGUUCACCAACUAUUCUUAUAAUUAAGUCUAAAUAAUUUCAAACUACAAACACUACCUUUUGUUUUCUGGCGAGAAAACUUUAUGCCCCGUUUAGUAUUCAUUCUGUUUUCUUAUUUCUGGACAACGGAAAAGGUAAUCUGAAGAAAAGGAAUCUGUCAUUUCCUGAAAAACAAAAUCUGAAGAAAACUUGUUUAGCUGAGAAUUUAGAGGGUUCUGAAACCUGAAAAUGAAAACUUGUUUAGAUACAAUUGUUACAAACUGAUAUCUGUUUUGAAUAGGAAUCAUGUUUUAAACAAAUAAACAAAACAAUAGUGUAUAACCAAUAUUUUAAGAAGUACAACUACAAUAUCAAAUAUCAAUUAAGUGAUAACAUCAAAUAAUUUCAGCUUGAAAGUCAUUGCGCAACUUGUAUGCUAUUUCACCAUGUCGAAUAUCUAUCGCACGAAUUUGAGUUGAAUCGAUAUCAUACACUUCAAUUUAUUGUACUCCUUGGACUUCUUUGUCGCAUUCUUGGUCUUCAUCAACAAUGAUGGUCGUGAAAACCCUUUGCUUUAUCCUCGACAGAUUAAACUUGUUCUUUAAAUCAUCAGUACUAAGUACUAACCUUCCUAAACAAAUCCCUCGUAUUAGAUAUACAACAAGUAAUCAAACACCAACAAAAGAUUCGGCAUAAUCAAUUAGAAGGGACAUGCAUGGGUUAAUUAGCGGGACACAUGGGUUAAUUAGAAGCUAUGUUGUAUCUAAAAAAAAACUAUGUGAUGACUCGAUAUUUGCACAUGUUUUCCCCUUUGUUUCGUGAUCGUUUAAGUUUGCAUUAUCGCUUAUUUGGCCUAUUUUAUGCUAGGUUGUGUUUCUUUGUCACAUUUUAGGUCCCAAUCGUCGAAGGAAAAGCUAGGCGUAAGUUUCAAGUAAAUCGGAUACCAAUUUGCGAUUCGGGAGAAGAAACUUGGCAUGACCUGAAGAAGAAUGGAUUUAUAACUCAUUUAUGGAUGAAGAAUCAUGCAAGCUUGUGAUGAAAAGAAAUAGGACGAGACUAAGAGCGUUUGGGAUCAAACAGCGACUGAUUUGGAGUCCGGACGAGGGAGAAACGAAGCAUUGAAUAUAGGGGAACAUGUUCGGCAGUAAAAACACGGGCAGACUACCCUAAAAAUACGGCCGUAUUUUAUCUGCCCCCCGCUAGUGUUUUUACUGCUGAGGGCGUGUCCUGAGGGCUACUGGGGGCAAAACACGGGCGGGCAAAAGUAAAACACGGUCGUGUCCUUGACCGUGUUUUGCCCAGAAUCGGGUUUUUUAGGCAGAUUCAAGCCAAAGGAAAGAGUGAGCUGGGUUUUGGUUCCCAAACACCCAAGGAACGAACCCUAGAGAGAGAGAGCGACUUGGGAACAUUCUUGGAGCUAUUUUGAAGGAUUUCUUUGCCAUUGGAGCUCGGGAAUCAAGCUUAGAGAUGGAGAUUGAGGAUCUAGAUCAGAUUUCUGCAGUCUCUCUCUUCUCUAUGGAGUAACUUCUCUUCACCUAGGUUUUGAGGAACCCUAGUUCCAUGUGUUAGGAUCUUUCUUGUAUGAAGUUUUGGAUGCUAUAUUGUUUGAUUAUAAUCGAUUGAGGCAUGAUUUAUUGAGUCAAUUGAAGCCUGAUCAUCUUCUCUUGAUUUAUGCUUUAACCUAUGAUAGAUAGAAUCUGAUUAGGUUAAGGGAGCUUCCUUGAUUGAUAGUGGUGAAUUGGUUGUGCGAGAGUCAAUCAAUUUGCUGCUUUGUACUGGAAUUCAUUCCAGUAGUGGAGAUCUGCGUGAAUCGCCUUAGCAGUCUAUCCCGGUGAAGGCUAGUCGCCUGCCGGGUAUUCUGUCUAAGAGGGCUUGGUCAACUUAAGAGAUUCCAAGCUAAUUUAGGAUCUUUCGCAGUUUAAUCAACAGUAGAUCAACCAAAGGUAAUUGCAACUUGGACCUAAUUGAGGAGCAAGGGAGAAUCAUACCUAAGUGAGUUCCCAACUUGUAAUUAGUAGAGUAGUUUAGUAAAUCAAUCCUUAAUCUAGUUUGCUAGAUAAUGAACUGAAGCUGAGUAAUAGUAACUCUAGAGACCCGUGGAUUCGAUAUUUAUUACUUGUGUCACUAUACUGCAUUCCCUUUCAUUGGUUACACUUGGCCAUUGUUAGGUGUUGUGUUUUAGUGUGUCAAGUUUUUGGCACCGUUGCCGAGGAUUUUCUAGAUUAUAGGAAAGGCAGAAGUUUGUUACUUUAGCUUUUUUCCACUAUUGCUUUUCACUUGGGUGUUUUUGUUUUUGUUGGUGCAGAUCUGAAUCAUGGAUCCUAAUGGCUUUGCCAACCAGUUGGGGUAUCCACCACCAUCUGAGUGGUAUUACCCCAAGACUUCCUGGAGCAAUCAAGGAGGAGAAGACUAUGGAUUCGGGUUCCAGUACCAACCCCCUUACUACGGAGAACAAUCAGACCCAUGGGUAUAUCAAGAACAACCUCCUUAUCAAGAAGAAUUCCUCCCACAACCAGAAGGGACAUCAGAUCUUGAUUUAGCCACAGCUCUCUCGGGCCAUCCGGCAGAGCCAUGCUACACACCACGGCCAGAUCCAAACUAUCACUUGAGGCUUCUCGUGGAGCAGAUUGCUCGAGUACCUGAGAGAUCCUUUCCCGAGAUGGAUCCUCAUAUCCAGACCAUUGCCCAAACUGACUUCUCCUUUCCUCGUGAAACAGAGGAUACCCUUCGGAGCAUAAAGAAGCACAUAGAGGUCAUUGAGAAAACUUGUUCACAGUUUUCUCAAGACAACCUUUAUGCUGCCAUACAAGUAGAGGAGGAGGAGGAAGAAGGCAAUCAUGAGGAUGUUGAGGAGCAUACAAAAGUUGUCACGGAAUGCUCCCAUGAUAAUCAUGAUCAAGUGUAUCCUCUGGUGGUAGAUCACAACUUUCCCCAUUUUCGCUCUGACAUGCUGGGUCCGAGCGAGGAGAUGCAAGCUGAACUUAUUGAGAACCUUGCAUGGCGACUUGCUCUCCAAUCCGUUAUGGAAGAAGAAGAAGAGAGAGAAAGGAUGAGGAAAGAAGUUGUGGAGGAUGAGGAAGAAAGAAAAGAAGAGGUAGUUCUUGAUCUUUUCCAAGGAGAGAGACCACAUUUUGAAAAAGGAAGGGGGGUUGAAGAAGCGAGUGGUGUCCAGGCUAAGGAUGAAGUUGAGGUGGAAGAGGCUUGCACCGACCCUUUAAUACAAGUAAUAUCCCCACCAAACUUCGAGGAACUGCUUAGCAAGGACCCAUUUGCAGUGUCUCUUUGCAAGACCAAGGCCACAUCGACAUCGGUCCCUCUUGGUGGACGCGAUGGUGGUCAGUCGAUACAAUUAUAUUUGGUUUAGGGCAAUAAGACAAGAGAAGAAACGAGGAAGAGGUCUCGAGGGUGGAGACUUCAACUGCAUCAAACGCAUGAGCCUUCAUCACCUGCCACACCACCUGCUCGUGACUUGAGACUCCACCUCAUAGAUGAGAACCUCAACUUCAAAGAGGUUCUAGCAUGGACCGAAACUUAGGAGCUACCGUCCGGCUCACGACGUAAAAGAAGCGCUUGUUGGGAGGCAACCCAACUAGUCGGUUUGCAUUUCUUUCCCUAUCUCGCAUCGGUUGAGUAAGUUUUGUUCUUUGAUUUUAGGUCAAUAACUCAACCUUUGUGAGAUUUUAUGUGGUGUUUGUGUUCCGACUACUCUCUCCUUCUAGAAUGCACCGCCUGUCCCGCCCACCAUCAUUCACCCUUGAUCUGGUAACUUCGUUCUACCCUCCUUAUCUUUUCUCCAUUGAGGACAAUGUCACGCUUAAGUGUGUGUGUGGGGGGGGGGGGUGUUCGAUUAUGUAUGCGUGUGAAUGUUUGGCUGUAUGUGUGUGCUUGGAGCCUAGUCCACUGUCCAAAUUUUGAUUUGAGAGCUCCAAGCACGUGUUACUUGCAAUUGCUUGCUCAAUAUGCUUUGAAUUGACAGUCUUUAUAGUAAUAUGCAACCUAGGGAGGUAGUGUAGCACUAUGGAGGAUGUUGAUGCAUUUAAGAAGUCUCAUUUCUUCUUCAUAUUGUGUUGGUUGAUUGUGUGAAUUAGUGAUCUUAGGACCCUUAAAUUGUUUGGUAUUCUGGACUCUCUACCUGUCAUGGACUCCUGUAUCAUGUUUUGGAAAAAAGGUGCUCUAAAUUGUGCUUUUAAAAUAAAGUCUCCCGUGCGAAAAGGGUGAAAGUGUGUAAGGGGAGACGGGAAUCCGUUCCCAAUUUCCACCUACUACCUCCAUCCCCCUUACAUUUCCUUCCCCUGCACGAGGCUCGAGACAUCUUCUCCCGGCAUGGCGACUCGAGAUCAUUUUUCCUCUAAUCACUAUUUGCCAUGAUGCCGACUCGAGGCUAGAGUUCUCGUUGAAGAAGCUAGGAGGUGUCUUGUGCGUCGGUUGACCUCGUAAGCUGCUAAAUGAUCUAGGAAAUCCUCUACCAACGAUCGGGGUGACAUGUUGCUAUAAAGGUCUGGAGAGUUGCAUUGGUUUGAGUCGGGUUUGCUUAGGGACAAGCAAACGGUUAAGUGUGGGGGGAUUUGACGACUCGAUAUUUGCACAUGUUUUCCCCUUUGUUUCUUGAUCAUUUAAGCUUGCAUUAUCGCUUAUUUGGCCUAUUUUACGCUAGGUUGUGUUUAUUUGUCACAUUUCAGGUCCCAAGCAUCAAAGGAAAGAUUAGGCGCAAGUUUCAAGUCAAUCGGAUACCAAUUGGCGAUUCGGGAGAAGAAAUUCGGGCAUGACCUGAAGAAGAAUGGAUUUAUACCUCAUUUAUGGAUGAAGAAUCAUGCAAUAUUUUAAUGAAAAGAAAUAGGACGAUACUACGAGCGUCUUGGAUCAAAAGUAAAAACACGGCAGUAAAAACGAAGCAUUGAA